Molecule: messenger RNA, 885 nt
Organism: Naumovozyma castellii
Lineage: Eukaryota; Fungi; Ascomycota; Saccharomycetes; Saccharomycetales; Saccharomycetaceae
Gene: SEC28
Product: coatomer subunit epsilon
Exons: 1
Coding region: 1-885 (294 amino acids)
Source: RefSeq, a predicted model, not a curated record
AUGGAUUACUUUACCAUUAAGCAGACUUAUUAUGCUGGUCAAUACACAGAAACUUUGAAGGAAAUCGAGAAAGUUACUGACCAAGAUGAUGAAACAAUUGUCUUCUACAAAUCGAAAUCUCAAUUAUCCUUAAAUAAUUACACAAAGAAUCAAUCAAGCACAUCCUUAGGGAAGAUAUUUGAUCUAUAUGCCGAAUUCUUGAAAUCAAGAAAUAUCAAGAAACUGCAAUCCCAAGUUAUUCUGGAAAAGGCCACUUCAUUUGAAUUGAAUCUUUUGGCCACAGCUCAGGCUAUCUUGGGACAAUAUGAUGAAAGUUUAGAAACAUGCACGGAGGGUAUUAAUAAGUCGGAAGAGGCAGGUUCUUCUGAAAUGAUUUUAUUAGCAGUGCAAGUUGCUUUAUUAAUUGAAAAGCCAUCAUUAGCAAAAUCUAUUUUUGAAACAUAUGCCAAUAAUAACGAAGAUCUCUCUGGUGAUGCUGAACAAAUUAUUAAUCAAGCAGAAUCAUACCUAAAAUAUUCGACAAGUGAGGAUGUUGCUGGCUCUAAUUUUUAUUACUACGAAGAAAUGGCUCAAACUUUUCCAUCUUGGAAAACCCAAUUAGCUUUGCUAAAUUCUCAUUUACAACAAUUGAAUAUCGAAGAAGCAGGAGAAAUUGCUGACUUACUUGACUCCGACUUUUACAGUGUUGAACAAAAGGAGGUUGGUGCUGCAUAUAAGGAGCAUUUCUUAGCAGCCAAAAUUAAUUUGUCUCACAUUGUAGGUGAAACUGACUCUGACGCCUUGAGGGAUGAAUUAAGGAAAGUGAACCCUCAUCAUCCAUUGAUUGCUGCCAAUAAGCAAAUGAAUGAUAAAUUUGACGAGAUUAUUGCAAAAUAUAGCUCAUAA